Molecule: messenger RNA, 202 nt
Organism: Sphaeroforma arctica JP610
Lineage: Eukaryota; Ichthyosporea; Ichthyophonida
Exons: 1
Source: RefSeq, a predicted model, not a curated record
UCACGAGUCAGGAACAAACUCGGAGGCGCAGUUAUGCACAAACAGUAACUCAUCGGACUCUCCCAAACGACACUCUGCAACCGCACAAACGCUGGGCGUGGGAUGCCACAGUACCGGACAGGUGCGCAAGAAGAACCAAAUGGUGCAAGCGAUAGGCCGAGUACGCGGACGGAAGGUCCUUGAUGAGAACAGGUUUGGAUAA